This is a messenger RNA of Ostrea edulis (European flat oyster), 3965 nucleotides long. Its product is annotated as testis-specific serine/threonine-protein kinase 5-like. Gene Ontology annotation, molecular function: protein serine/threonine kinase activity; ATP binding. Gene Ontology annotation, cellular component: cytoplasm. The coding region runs from base 52 to 1992 and encodes 646 amino acids. NCBI's taxonomy places the organism in Eukaryota, Metazoa, Mollusca, Bivalvia, Ostreida, Ostreidae. The transcript has 11 exons. Gene Ontology annotation, biological process: intracellular signal transduction; protein phosphorylation. The record is from RefSeq and is a predicted model, not a curated record.
CCCUAGUACUUCGGGAAGCAUUCAAUUUCACACUGAAGUAAAGUUGGAAUCAUGAUUUCGUCAACUCCAUCAGAAGAGAGCGGAAGGCAUACAUGUACAAUAGAAAACAAACAUCUAAAUUCUAUUGAUAUCAUCAAAUCAGAAUUGUAUCAACACGGAUACCGCUUCGUUAAGUUUCUGGGUCAGGGAGGCUACGCCAAAGUCGUGCUCGCCGAAAUCAUGCCUGGCAAGUUAGCCCGCUACAAGGCUGAUGCGGAUUCGACAGGGAAUGCCUGUGUUCUGUCGGUUGCCAUUAAGGUAAUCAACAAGCUAAAGGUAUCCAAAGAUUUCCUCGACAAAUGCCUCCCAAGGGAAUUGGAAAAUCACUGGAAACUUCAAUCCCAUCAACACGUGGUACGCAUAUACGAAACUAUGCAGACACGCGAAAAUGCGUACAUAGUGAUGGAUUAUUGUCCGAAUGGCGAUUUGGUGGACUUGAUCAAUCGACACGUGAGAGGAGAUGAAAGAGGAAUUGGCGAACCUAAAUCUAAAAAACUUUUCAAACAGCUCUGCGAGGCCGUACAUCACAUGCACAGUGCUUAUAUUGUACACAGGGAUUUAAAAUGUGAAAACAUUUUGCUUGACAAAGACCAUAAUAUACAGCUAACCGAUUUUGGGUUUUCUGAACGUUGCAACGAAAGUAACCAGAUGCUGAAAACCCGUUGUGGAACAUUUUCAUUUACUGCUCCGGAAGUGAUGACUGCCGACUCUUACAACGGUUUCCAAUCUGAUAUUUGGAGUCUAGGAGUCACUUUGUUUGCCAUGGUGAACGGUCGACUUCCAUACAACCACUCACAACUCUCGGCAAUGGACGAAGACAUGAAGUUGCAGAGGUUGAAAUUUCGGCCAAACAUUUCAUCUGACUGCAUAGAGUUAAUAAAGAAGAUGCUGCAAUUUGCACCAAACCAUCGUCCAUCUAUCCGAGAGGUACUGGAGGAUCCGUGGUUAAAUGGAAGUAAACCAGCUCGAAGACAACUAAAUCGUCCCAAAUGGGAGCAGACACAGUGUUCCCUCAAAGUUCCUGAAGCCUCGCCGAACGUUACCGCAACUAGUAAAGCGGGGAGAACUGCAGAUCGCAAGGCGCAUUCACUCAGCAAAAAAUGCGCUGCAUCAACCAAGCCAAGAACUGUUAAUGGGACGGUUUUAAUUAACCGCAAUGCGGGAGAGACAGUUACUCUCAAAAGUCCGUUACAUGGCAAAAAUUCAAAAACCCCAAAUAAAAUGUCAGUGACACAAAAACCUUCUACAACAGCUCGCCCUCAACAAACAGACAGGAAGGGACAAAAGGCAAAGAGCACAAAGACUCGCCAAAAUGUAGCUCCCAAUAAAGUGGUACAAGCUAUCGUGGAAAGGAAACUUCAGUUGGAAGAUGUUCGUUUAGCGAAUGGUGCACGCCGGACGCAGAAAGAACAAAUACCAUUCUGGCUCAUUAAGGAAGUGUUGGAAAAAGACAAACAUUAUAAUAAGAAUACAACGAGACCCGAAGAGAAUCGCGCUGUUCCUAAACAGUCAAAAACCAGCCGUGUGGGUUUUACUUCACAACGUAAAAAUUUACAUCAAGUCUCUACAGUACCAAAAAAUGUUUGUACUGUUCCAAAACCACCAGAAGUAUAUCCAUCAUUUCAAGUCAAGCAACAGCAAAGAGUGCACCCCCCUUCACUAAAGCAAGGGGCACAUCCUCUUCCAGCUAAAUCUAAAGUGCCACAUCCACCGCAUAAAGGUAGUGCACAACAUCCACUAGUGAAGACAAACGUGCCUUAUCAACUACCUAAACUUGGUGUGCCACAUCCACUAGCGAAAUCUAACGUGCCUUAUCAGCCACCCAAACCUUGUGUGCAGCAAACGUCAUCUAAACCUUGUCCGCCAGCUAUAUCUAAACCUGCAGUUCAACAACAGAGACGACGACUGAUUUUCCUCAAAGAAGCAGAAAAAAGAAGCAUAGUCAAAAUUUAAGUCCUGGCAUGUCUAAAGCUUAUAAUAUGGCUCCCAGUGUGGGGAAAUCCACGAACUCAUCAAAGGGGCGAUUGUUCAACCUACCGGAAAAUCGCCAUGUAGUCACGAAGAAGGUGGUAUAUAGUAAUAACCUUAUUACGUAUCAAUUAAAAUCACUACUUGAGGAGUCCUGUUUGUUUCCAUGGAAACGUUCUCAGAUUCUUGUACACAAGAUAUAUAGUUUAAAAUUUUUAGAAUAAUGAAAUCAGUCUGUUGUUACAUUAUUGGAUUGUAUUCUUAGAGAUCAGAAUUCCAGCUUGAAAAAAACAAACAAACAGAAUUAACACAAAGUACUACCAAACAACACAGCAUAUACGCUGUAUCUCGCAGAAUGUUCCAAAUGCAGUAGAGACAGGGUAAUAGGAUGGUAAGAAAGUUCACCAUGGAUGAGAAGUAAGUAGUUUUCUCUAAAACUCAUCUUCUUGUCGAUAAUUAGAAAAAUGGCAAUGUCCUUGAUUCAAAUAAGCGUUUUUCUUAUCAUGACAACCAUGAUAAUCGGCUACAUUGUGUGGCCUCUACUCCGGAUUAGAUGUGAAACUACCCAACUUCCAAUCACGUAGAUUAAGAAGGAAAACCAAACCUUUAUUGAUACGGUGAUUCCACCCAUACGGACAAUAAUUUCAUAACUGUAACCUUCUUAAAUUCUGCAUUUUCGUGCAUGAAGUGCAAGAUUGUUGAAGAUGAAGGCAAAAUAUAACAAGGACCCUGCAACAAAAGAUAUUCUAAAAGUGAUUGUUAGUGAUAGGGCGGAAUGUAUUCAAAUACUGAAUACCAAUGGAAAACCCCAAAACUUGGCAAAAUGGUGAGUAGAGAUUUUAACUAUUAAUAUAUAACUUGUCGUAUGGAUCCUAUAAUAGUUGGAAGGACUCCACAUCGAAAAAAUAAGGGGAAAACGUAUUAAAUGUAGACAUUCGUGUAAGUAAGUGAAGAAAAAUCUAAACGAUUUGAUAAUUUGAUAAAGCUAGGGUUUGGUGUCCCUAUGACAGUAGAUCUGAAAGGACGAAUGUUUCUUUAUUUUCAGAUCAAUAUCGAAAAUUGUCAAGAGGCAAGCGCUGUCAAAGUUACGUGAAUACAAAGAACCGUUUUCCUCAGCUAAAAUAAAAUAAGAAACACAUUCCUAAAACCAUAGUUUCCGUUUCUUUUAAAAGGGAAAAUGAGGAAAUCAUACAGAAUAAGCAUUCUGAAAUUGUUUAAUUACGGUUUUAUGCCGUUUUGGCAAUAUUUUAGCCAUUUUACGGCGGUUAACUAACUGAAAUAUGUUUGGUUCUGAGUGUUGGAGUUCACCUGAAUUCAAUGUCUGGUUACAUUUUUUUUUUUCAUUUCUAAGUUUAGCAGGUAUGUUGUCACCUUAUCCUAUCAACAUUCCCGGAAGUGGAACGGAACUGAAAAUCCAAAUGGAGGACUAGAAAAGUUCUGAGAAUACGAAUUUUGAAAUUGAACCCAUAAUAAAGAAUACAAAGAGAUUGUAAUGGAUGUAGAUGGACGGAUGUGGCAGAAUUGUCAUCACAGGACAGGAAUAAGUCGGCGCAGUUGUAUGUACAUGUAGGAGUCAGCUUCUGUGGAGAAGAAAGCCCAGACAUCUACACUCCUUGUAGGGAACAUGAUACGUCAAAAUAUAUUCACGUGAUUCACAAUAGAAACUAGUACUUAACAAAUUCAAAUCACUUUUUAGAAGUAAACAUGGUGAUGUACUAUAAAAUGCAGCAAAGCGCCUUCACAGUGGUAUGUGUUGACAACUUAACACCUUGAUGAUUGACAAUUCUAUCUUUACAACAUUAGAAAAUUCAAAUGUACAAUAAAAUCCAGCAGUGCUUUGUGAAAUCGUUUGUGUUGACUGUGGAAAGAAAUCAUUGUACAUGAUUUGUACAUGUUAUUUCCAGUAUAUAUGUGCUUGUAAACAUUGAAUGUUACAUGUAUGUCAGUAAAGAUCAUUU